Impatiens glandulifera is the source of this 1257-nucleotide messenger RNA. Its product is annotated as RHOMBOID-like protein 3. Gene Ontology annotation, biological process: proteolysis. Gene Ontology annotation, cellular component: membrane. The coding region runs from base 94 to 1068 and encodes 324 amino acids. NCBI's taxonomy places the organism in Eukaryota, Viridiplantae, Streptophyta, Magnoliopsida, Ericales, Balsaminaceae. The transcript has 4 exons. The record is from RefSeq and is a predicted model, not a curated record. Gene Ontology annotation, molecular function: serine-type endopeptidase activity.
ACAUGUUAGCUGAUUUUAAAUUCUAUCUCGACGAUUCAAUUACUACUGCGGCGGCAGCUUCUUCUUACUAAUUCAAGAUUAGAAGAAAACACCAUGUCCAGAGAAGAUUUGGAAAGCAGGAGAACCAAGAACAGAGGAAACGGUUAUGCUGGAUCCUCGUACGAGAUCCACGACCAGGACAGAGAUACCCAUUGGACAUCGUGGCUGAUUCCCAUCUUCGUCGUCGCUAAUGUUGCUGUAUUCGUUGUUACCAUGUACGUCAACAAUUGCCCCAGCCAUCAUAAUACACAAGGCAAGUGCGUCGCCAGGUUCUUCGGUCGUUUUUCCUUUCAGCCACUCAACGAAAAUCCUAUGUUUGGUCCUUCUUCUUCAACAUUGGAUAAGAUGGGUGGUCUAGUAUGGAGAAAGGUUGUUGAAAAACGCCAAGGAUGGAGGCUAGUGUCGUGUAAUUGGUUACAUGCUGGAGUAAUUCAUCUGAUUGCCAAUAUGUUGAGCCUCUUCUUGAUCGGCAUCCGUCUUGAACAGCAGUUUGGUUUUGUACGUAUUGGAAUCAUUUACUUAUUGUCCGGUUUUGGAGGGAGCUUGCUGUCUUCGUUAUUCAUUCAGAACAACAGAAUCUCAGUUGGAGCAUCGGGUGCCCUUUUCGGUCUUUUAGGUACGAUGCUCUCCGAGCUUCUCACCAAUUGGGCCAUUUAUACCAACAAGGCUGUUGCCCUUUUGACACUAUUAGUCAUUCUAGUCAUCAAUCUUGGAAUUGGAAUUCUUCCGUAUGUUGACAAUGUCACUCACAUUGGUGGGUUUUUUACGGGUUUUCUCCUUGGAUUUGUUCUGCUGCCUCGACCCCAGUUUGGUUGGCUGGAGCGACACAAUUUCCCUGUCAAUGUUCAAGUCAAGUACAAGUACAAGUCUUAUCAGUAUGUAUUAUGGGUUGUGGCUUUGAUUCUACUAGUGGCAGGAUUUGCAGUAGGAUUGGUGAUGCUGUUCCGAGGGGAGAACUUGAGUAGUCGUUGCCAUUGGUGUCAUUACCUGAGCUGCAUUCCGACCUCUAAAUGGAAAUGCAAUGACUAAGCAAAAACAAUAAUGUAUGUAAUUUUUCGUGUUCCACUGUUAACUUAUUUGGGUUUUUCUGUGUACAGAAGAAGUUAAUUAUCAUGUAAUAUAAGCUUAAAGAGUGAUGAACAUCAUACAUAUGUUUGUUGAAUAUCGAAAAGGUAGUGGCUGAAUCAAAUUCUAUAAAGAACAUGUUCUGAAACAUUA